Messenger RNA from Didymodactylos carnosus, 2562 nucleotides. The record is from the annotation of a GenBank genome assembly. NCBI's taxonomy places the organism in Eukaryota, Metazoa, Rotifera, Eurotatoria, Philodinida, Philodinidae.
AUGGGAGAAAAAAGUCAGAAAAGUGGAGGCACUGGUCAUCCGAAAACAGCUACUACAUUAAUGGCCUAUGCUCAGUUAGAAAUGGAUAAUAUUUCUACGUGUGUUCCGAGAUUAUGCAAAUUUAGUAUUAUUCGUCUAGUAUUGAAUGGACCUCUCGAUGGUGGAGAUUCAAAUUCUGUUGUUGUUGCUGUCAAAAUUCAAAGUAACAAACGAAUGUUUCGAUGCUGUGAAAUUCCUCUGCAAUCUGAUAGUACGCUCGAUGUUCAAGUUAAUUUACAAUAUUUGAUAACAUAUCCGCAUUAUUUCAAACGAGAUAUAAACAAAUUACAAAUAUAUGUUCAACGACGUAAAAAUCGACCAAUGAUUGGUUAUAAAACAUUAGCACGUGGUGAAAUUAGUUUAAAUAAGGUGAUACAACGUUCUCAAAAUAUUGAUUUACAUUUGUAUAUGAAUUCAACAGAAAAGAAACAACAGCAACGUUCAAUAGUCGAUGAUAAUAGCAGUUUACAACAUCAAUCAUCAGAAGCGGCAAUUCAGAUGCCACAAAAACAUCGUCUUGUUGGUUAUGUCUCUGUUGUUGGUCUGUCAAGUACAAUAGCGGAGACGGCGCAAAGUGAUAGUAGGAAUGGUCCAAAAACAAAAGGAACUUCGACAUCAGUCACUCAAAAACAACGAAUGAUUGCAGGAAACAGACAAGUUGAGCUAGACAAAAGUUUUGGUGAUGAUGAAGAUUAUGGCGAUGACGAUGAGAAUCCAUCUGAUAUGGAGGAUAGUGAUUUUGAAUAUGGAAAUGAAAAGAAGAAAUUUAUAAAUCCAAUGUUAAUAAGAAAUAAAUUAAUUAAAAUAUUUAAGCGAAAAGGUGGAGGAACAACCGGAACCGGUGUAGCUGAAAGCCAUCAUCAUCUAACAAUGGACCGACAUUCAGAUAUCGAAGAAGAAGAUAUGAUCGAUCCACCAUCUGAUGUUAGCGAUUCAACAGUACCGGUUGAUCAGUGGAGUAUAGAGUCUGUGCCAAAGCCUGGUUUUACGCCUGUUGAACAACUACAAUUAUUGAAAUUCUCCAACGACGAUCCGCUCGUACUUCCAAAGACAAAUCCGUUUGAUGAAAGUCCUCCAGAUUCAGAAUCAUCAGAUGUAGGUAUUGAUAUUGAACGUACGAUGAUGCCAACAUUUUUAGCAGAUCCCAAUCCAGAUGAACGUGGUCGAAGUGCAUCGAUGGCGAUGGCUCGUGAAGGUGUUGUUCGACAACUCGAAGAUCUUCACCUCGGUGAUCGUUUACCCGAAACAGUUGUGUUUCUUUAUACCGGUUUAAAUCAACCGAAUGUCACUCCAUUGAAGUUCAAAGAAUAUAAUCUUGCUGUCAUAUCAUUGACGUUAUUGAACGAAGCAAAAUUAGUUAUUUCUAAUUUGAUUCAACGCAUACAAAAAUGUACAGCACAAUCAAAACAAGUUACCUUAGUUCGCGUUAUUUUACUUGGAAAUGAUGCAUUUGUUAAUGCAUUUUUACAAUCUUAUGUUGAUUGUUUGGCAAGUAAACCAAAAGAAUGGAUGGCUUAUUUUCGAUUUUAUUUUAUACCUCUAGUAUCAUCGUAUUUAGCAACAUUUUUGGGCAGUUUAGAUCCACAAUAUCACUCAUUAUUUGGUGAAAUUAGCUCUUCUGCAAAUGAGUCAUCACAAUUGCCAGAUAUUCGUGAGUUAGUUCAGAAAGUGAACCGCUAUGUGAAAACAUCUCAAUACACACUUUCGCUACCUAUUGGAGAAGUGAUGCUUAAUAGAAAAGGAAGAUUACCAGAGGAAGAUACAUCACCAACAUUUUUACCAUUUUUUUGUUAUGUUCGUUUGGGUACAUCAUCAUCAUCAUUCGAGUCAAGUGGGCAACAACAACAGCAACAACAAUCAUUAGAUGAAGCGCCAUUAACAACAGUUUCAUCAUCCCCUUCUCAAAAUCGUGAUUUACUAUUAACAUCUUCGUUGCCUAUGAAAGAUUCAUCGGACGAUUCUCCACCUCAAUCGCCUCCACCUCCUCUCAGUACCAUUCAUCAUAUUAAAGGUGGCGGUGAUACAAAUAUAUUGCUUAAUGACACAUUAACUGAACGUCAGUUAGAUCCUCAAUCGCAAAUUAAUGUCCAAGUUGAUUAUUGGACAAGUAUUGGUAUGACACAACAAGGAGGUGGUGGAGGUGAUAUAAGCAGCAAAAAAGAAGGGCGGACAAUUAAAUCAUCGUUAAAAUCCAAUAUACGUGUAUUAACGGUAACACGAAAACCGGUUAUGCAAAAUGAAGGGAAAAUGGCUGGACUAUUGACCAUGACAUUUAUAACACGAGAGAAGAAACAAAAGAUUAUGAAAUUUAGUAAGAAACAAAAAGAGCCACAAAAAGUAGAACCACAAUCUAUUAAUGGUAUUAAUCGUCUUGUAUGUACAUCAAAAUCACAAAAUGUCGAAUUAACUGUUAAUGUUGAUGGUCUUGAAUGGAAUAACGUUAAAUUUUUUCAAAUAUCAUCUCAAUGGCAUACUCAUAUCAAAUAUUUUCCCCUGGCAAUAUUUACAGAAUUAAAAAAUUAA